AUGCUGAACGACAGCCUGGCGCUGAGCAGCCUGGAUGGGAUUUACAUCGGUACCGAGUGCCUGGUUGCUUUGUUUUCCACUUUGGGUAACAUCCUGGUCAUCUGGGUGGUGAAGCUGAACUCGGCGUUUCAGAACACGACUCUGUACUUCAUCGUUUCCCUGGCGCUGGCUGAUAUCGCGGUGGGGAUCCUCGUCAUACCCCUGGCCAUCGUGGUGAGUCUGGGCAUCAGCGCCCACUUCUACACCUGCCUGUUCAUGUGCUGCGUGAUGGUGGUUUUCACCAACGCCUCCAUCCUCUCCCUCCUGGCCAUCGCCAUCGACAGGUACCUGCGAGUGAAGCUGCCGACCAGAUACAAAAUAAUCACUAGAGAGAGAAGAGUCUGGUGGGCGCUGGGUUUGUGCUGGUCCGUGUCCCUGCUGGUAGGAUUAGUCCCCAUGUUUGGAUGGAACAAGACAGGCCCAAGAAGCUCUGACUUCCUCAGGUGCCAAUUCACCUCUGUGAUGAGGAUGGAUUACAUGGUAUAUUUUGGCUUCUUCGCAUGGAUUCUCAUCCCUCUCCUCGUCAUGUGUGCUCUGUAUGUUGAAAUCUUUUACAUCAUCCGGACAAAGCUGAGUCAAGGUACAACCAAUGCGAGGGAGGCAGGAGCUUUUUACGGACAGGAGUUCAAGACAGCCAAAUCCCUAGCACUUGUCCUCUUCCUCUUUGCCAUAUCCUGGUUGCCCCUGUGCAUUAUAAACUGUGUUUCCUAUUUUUACCCUGACUGUCAAAUCCCCCCGUAUCUGAUGUACUUGGCAAUCCUGUUAUCCCACGCCAAUUCUGCCAUGAACCCUGUUGUCUAUGCUUGCAAGAUAAAGAAGUUCAAACACACAUACCUCUUAAUUUUGAAGACCUAUAUCCUGUGCAAAAAACCCCCCACCAGAUCCAGUUCUUGCAGAGCAAACACCAGAACAACAGUCAUAAUUCAGGCUAUCUACUUGAGUUAG
Pterocles gutturalis (yellow-throated sandgrouse) is the source of this 984-nucleotide messenger RNA. Its product is annotated as adenosine receptor A3-like. Gene Ontology annotation, biological process: G protein-coupled adenosine receptor signaling pathway. Gene Ontology annotation, cellular component: synapse; membrane; dendrite. The transcript is spliced from 3 exons. The record is from RefSeq and is a predicted model, not a curated record. Gene Ontology annotation, molecular function: G protein-coupled adenosine receptor activity. Lineage: Eukaryota; Metazoa; Chordata; Aves; Pterocliformes; Pteroclidae. Bases 1 to 984 code for a protein of 327 amino acids.